This is a messenger RNA of Synchiropus splendidus (mandarinfish), 3051 nucleotides long. RefSeq names its product WD repeat domain 44 (gene wdr44). Gene Ontology annotation, molecular function: protein binding. Bases 204 to 2855 code for a protein of 883 amino acids. Lineage: Eukaryota; Metazoa; Chordata; Actinopteri; Syngnathiformes; Callionymidae. The record is from RefSeq and is a predicted model, not a curated record. The transcript is spliced from 21 exons.
CUCGGCUGACAUUUUUAUAUUCAAUAUUUUCUAUCGCAGUCCAUUUCCGCUCCUUCCUUACUUGCAGUUUUCUGGCAGCGCCCCUUGGUUCUAUCAAACGCUUGUCCGCUGCGUUCAUGGCGCUUUGUAUGAGUUUGGCGGGGCAGAAGAGUGAAUGCAAAGCGCCCGUUGGUGUCCGUUAGCCGAGCAAAGUUGACGUUAGCAUGGCGUCAGACACAAGUGACGCUGAGGAGUUCUACGAUGCUGCGGAGGAAGUGAACACGAGCCCGUCUCCUAUCGAUUCGCCUGCCAAGUUGGCCAUUCCUGCACCUCAGCCUCAACCAACGCCAGACAACAUCAGCAAUGGAGAAGCAGCGUCAGACGUGCAGCAGGAUGACUCCCUCGAGAUCAUUGACAGCAUCAUCCAGGAGAGCCAGAAAGGAAGCGAAGAAGUCUCUCAGCUGCUGGAUCAACUCCACGUCAGUGUGAACUCAGGACUCUGUAAUGCUCAGGACGGUUCAGCGGUUCAACCGGAACCUGAUCCUCCACUGACCCAGCGACAUCCUGCUGGAGAUGGGGCAAAUGCUCUGCCUGAAACAGAACUUUCAAACCUUAGUGCUGUUCCAACUCAUGCCAGUGUUCAGCCUCCAGACCUGACCAGUACAAUAGGACGGGGGCAAUCUGAUGGGGCAGUGAGCCCCGAAGGAUCUGAUGACAUCUUAGACCGGGACUCUUUAACGGACCGGACAGCUGACUCCGACUCAUCUGGACCCACCAAACCUCCACGACACUGUACUGUAGAACCUGACAUCGUAGCCAGCACCAAGAAGCCUCCACCGUCCCGUCCACCGCCCCCUAGUGGAGGUCCUCCACCCAGACCACCACCCCCUUCAUGGCAGAGUCUCCCUUCCAGGCGAUCACAGGAGAGUGUGAGAGCCAGCGGGCUGGAAGUGUCGCAGUUGAGUCCUGUCAACUCUGAAGUUCUGGAGCCGUCAGGUCUGGUGUCACCCUGCAGCACUGUGAGAAGUCUGACCAAAGAACUGCAGCAUUCCCUCGACCUUGCUAGUGCCACCAGCGGGGACAAGCUGGUGAAGGCUCAGGAGAACGAGGACGACCCCUCACUGUCCGCCAGUGAUGGACAGAGUCCGGGACCCCGGCGUCCGCGGUCCAACUCUGGCCGAGAACUAACUGACGAGGAGAUCCUUGCCAGCGUGAUGAUCAAAAACCUGGACACUGGAGAGGAGAUCCCUCUGAUUCAGGCAGAGGAGAAACUUCCUGCCGGGAUCAACCCACUGACACUGCACAUUAUGAGGAGGACCAAGGAGUACAUCACGAACGACACGGCCCAGUCCGACGACGACGACAAGUCUCAGGCUCCUCUCGGUGAAGGCGACGGUGGGAAGCUGAAGCAGAAGACAACUCAGCUGAAGAAGUUCUUUGGGAAGUCGGUUAAGAAAGCCAAACAUCUGGCCGAGGAGUAUGGUGAGAAGGCAGUGAACAAGGUCAAGAGCGUUCGAGAUGAAGUUUUUCACACGGACCCGGACGACCCAUCAUCCAGCGAUGACGAGGGGAUGCCCUACACCCGACCUGCCAAGUUCAAGGCCGCGCACAGUCUGAAGGGUCCGUUCGAUUUCGAUCAGAUCAAGGUGGUCCAGGAUCUGAGCGGGGAGCACAUGGGAGCUGUUUGGACCAUGAAGUUUUCUCACUGUGGACGUCUGCUAGCCACAGCUGGUCAGGACAACGUGGUCCGGAUCUGGGUCCUGAAGUCGGCCUUCGACUACUUCAACAACAUGAGGAUCAAGUACAACACUGAAGGUCGAGUGUCCCCGUCACCAUCGCAGGAGAGUUUGUGCUCGUCCAAGUCUGACUCUGAUCCCUGUGCCCUUGGAGGUCCAGAAGAUCCGGAGACAGAUGACCGGAACGCACCCUUUCGCCAGGUUCCUUUCUGCAAAUACAAGGGUCACACAGCCGACCUGCUGGACUUGUCCUGGUCCAAGAACUUCUUCCUGUUGUCUUCGUCGAUGGACAAGACGGUCCGGUUGUGGCACAUCUCCCGGAGAGAAUGUCUGUGUUGCUUCCAGCACAUAGACUUUGUCACGGCGAUCGCCUUCCACCCACGGGACGACCGCUACUUCCUCAGCGGCUCUCUGGAUGGGAAGCUGCGGCUCUGGAACAUUCCUGACAAGAAGGUGGCACUGUGGAACGAGGUGGACGGACAGACGCGGCUCAUCACCGCCGCCAACUUCUGCCAGAACGGCAAAUACGCAGUCAUCGGGACAUAUGACGGACGCUGCAUCUUCUACGACACAGAGAGACUCAAAUACCACACUCAGAUUCACGUCAGGUCGACCCGUGGCCGGAACAAAGUUGGACGGAAGAUCACAGGGAUUGAACCUUUACCAGGAGAGAACAAGAUCUUGGUGACAUCCAACGACUCGCGGAUUCGCCUCUAUGACCUUAGAGACUUGUCUCUCUCUAUGAAGUACAAAGGCUACGUCAACAGCAGCAGCCAAAUCAAAGCUAGUUUCAGUCACGACUACUCGUUCAUCGUCAGCGGCUCAGAAGACAAGUAUGUCUACAUUUGGAGCACCUACCACGACCUGAGCAAGUUCACGUCAGUACGCAGGGACCGCAAUGACUUCUGGGAAGGGAUCAAAGCACACAACGCCGUGGUAACAUCGGCCAUCUUUGCUCCGCACCCGGCUCUCAUUGUUCCUCCGGAGGCAGAGAAACCUGAGGUGGAGUGUAAGAGUCUGGACUCGACCGACGCAGAAACCAUCCCCUCAGGGGCACUGAAGACGGAUCACACCGAAGUCCUGCUGUCAGCCGACUUCACUGGUGCCAUCAAAGUCUUCAUCAACGUUAAGAAGUAUUGAGUCUCCAUUCUCUGCAUCUCCUCACAAGUCUGCGGCUGUGAAGCGCCAUGACUCGGUGCCACGACGAUGCCCUUCACCCAGCCAUUAGAGCUUUCCGGUGUGUGCUGAUUGGUCGAGCACAAGUCAAACUGUAAUUGGACUUUUGUAAACAGAACCAAUGAAGCUUUAAUAAGUUCUUCAAUAAAAAUACAUUCAA